Stylophora pistillata is the source of this 1968-nucleotide messenger RNA. Its product is annotated as nucleotide-binding oligomerization domain-containing protein 1-like. The record is from RefSeq and is a predicted model, not a curated record. NCBI's taxonomy places the organism in Eukaryota, Metazoa, Cnidaria, Anthozoa, Scleractinia, Pocilloporidae.
AUGGCAAACAGCCUGAGGGUUAAACCUUUGCACCAGAACAUAGCAUGUAUUCCCGGCGAAGGACAACCAGCGAAACAUUUGACUCUCGAUCAGAUAUACACCAACCUUGUCGUUGUUCCAGACAGAGCUACGUAUGACUUCACUGGAGACAGACAGGAGAAAUUGAAAGUCUACGCCAGAUCGGCUGAGAAAACUACAACACCUAGAGGGGCAGAGGACAUCCUUACCCACGAAAACAAAAAAGUUUUGAUUAUUGGUUGUCCCGGAAUCGGAAAGACCCUUUGCUGUUCCAAAAUUCUGAGAGACUGGGCGUCUAACGAAGUAUUCUGUAAAACACCUGAUGCUAAAAUCCAUUUUGAUGCUGCUUUCUUUAUCAAAUUCAGAACUUUUAACGAGGGAAACGACCUUACACUCAGGGAACUGCUCACUCUGUCAGAACAUUCCACCUCAGUUCACAUGCAUGAAGAAGUCUGGAAAUACAUCCUUGAGAACCCCCAAAGUGUUCUCUUUGUUUUCGAUGGAGUCGAUGAAUUUAAACAUAACUCAAAGAUCGGCGAUGAAAACUACGAUCCUCGAUUCAGAGACCUCGUCGACGAAAAGAUGCCCGUUCACGCACUCUACGAGAAGCUUGCGACGGGAAAACUUCUCAAAGGAGCUGCUGUUUUGACAACAACAAGACCUACGGCGUUGUCAUGUAUCGAAAGUCUACCUUUUGACAAGGUCUUCGAGAUCCUCGGCUUCUCAUCCAAACAAGUCAAAGAGUACGUAACCAAAUUCGCUGAAGAGGAUAAGGAUGCGGGGGAAAAGCUAUGGCGACACAUCAACGGCAACAUGAACAUUCUCUCUCUAUGCUACAUUCCUGCGAGUUGUUUCAUCAUUUGCUCAACUCUAUUCCAUUGGCCGAGCUUUAAAGGUUCUAAAAGUCUUAGCCUACCAACGAAACUAACAGAUAUUUACAAGAAAGCGGUGAAAAUUUUUUACUUGAGACACGACGAAGAAUACCGCGGCAAGUGUUUCGCUCGCGAACGCUUAGAAUCGGACGAUCUAACCCGUGAAGUCGAAAAGAAAUCUGAGAAACUCGAAAAAAUUGCAUUUGAAGGAAUUAAAGAUGGAAGGCUGAUCUUUGGAGAAAACGAAGCACACGGAAUGGAGAACAGCACCCUCUUUCACCGUUUACUCGACCGUCCAACUGAGUCAAAAAACGAAAAACAAUUCUGUUUUAUUCAUUUAACAAUGCAAGAGUUUUUCGCUGCCAGGCACCUGACGAAUAUGAGUGAAAAAGAAUUGAGGGACUUUGUUUCUGAGAACAUCAACGACAGAAAAUGGGAAUUGGUUUUCCAGUUUCUAGCAGGACUAAUGAACGAUAAAGAAAAACUACCGAGCGAAAUUAUCACAGACCUUCUUCCUGAGGAAACUGAAGAGAAAGAAGACGAAUACUACAACGAAGAGAGGACAGAGAAUAUGGAGCCAAGGAAAGUCACCUGCUGGCCGACUAAAGAUGAAAAACAUUUAGCAGUGACAUUAUUUAAAUGUUGUGGUGAAAAUAAUGAGAUGAAGGCAACAGUUCAAAGAAAACUUCAAGAAAUUAACUUUAAUUUUGUAAAUUUUAUUAAGUGUCAACUCACAGCUGUUGAUUGUCCUUCAUUAGUUACUGUAAUUGAGAAUCAAGGUAAAAACAUUUCACAUUUAGAAUUGAGUGGCAAUAACAUUGGCCCUUUGGGCUGUUUAGAGAUUUGUAAAUUGUUAAAAUGUAGGAAUUCUACACUGAGCUGGUUAAACCUCGGAGGAAAUCAAUUGACAGAUGAAGGAGCAAAGUAUUUAGCUGACGCCAUCAGAGACAACAACUGUCAGCUACGCUUGAUAGACCUCUGGGACAAUCACAUCACAGAGGAAGGAGCACAGCACUUGGCUGAAGCCAUCAGGAACGAAAACUGUCAGCUACGCACGUUACACGUUAUUACUCUAUGA